Messenger RNA from Yarrowia lipolytica CLIB122, 843 nucleotides. RefSeq lists its product as uncharacterized. Gene Ontology annotation, biological process: regulation of transcription by RNA polymerase III. NCBI's taxonomy places the organism in Eukaryota, Fungi, Ascomycota, Dipodascomycetes, Dipodascales. Gene Ontology annotation, molecular function: protein kinase regulator activity. Gene Ontology annotation, cellular component: UTP-C complex; protein kinase CK2 complex; cytoplasm. The record is from RefSeq and is a predicted model, not a curated record.
AUGGGAGACAAAAGCAUCGACCAAAAGGUGGACUACUACACUGACGGCUCCGAGUCGGGUCUAUCCGAGGAGUACUGGGUCGACUGGUUCCUGCGGGCCAAGGGAAACGAGUACUUCUGCGAGGUGGACGAGGAUUUCAUCACCGACAGAUUCAAUCUCACGGGUCUCUCGACUGAGGUGUCCCAUCUACAAUACGCCGCCGAGCUCAUCACAGACGCGCUGGAUCUGGACUCGUUCCAGGACCCCGUUCGUCAGGAGAUUGAUGCCGAUGCCAAACAUCUCUACGGGCUCAUCCAUGCCCGGUACAUUCUGACCCCCCGUGGCCUCACAAAAAUGAUGGAGAAAUACAAGCUGGCCCACUUUGGCAAGUGUCCCCGUGUCAACUGUUACUUCAACCCGCUGCUGCCCGUGGGUUUGUACGACGUGGCUGGCCAGUCGUCCGUCAAGCUGUACUGCACCAAGUGCGAGGACCUAUACAUCCCCAAGUCCACCCGCCACGCCAACAUUGACGGCGCCUACUUUGGAACGUCCUUCCCGGCCAUGAUUUUGCAGGCCUUCCCCCAACUGCUUCCCACCAAGACCAACGAGAGACACGUCCCCACAAUCUUUGGAUUCAAGAUGCACGAGCACGCAAAGUGGGCCCGAUGGCAGGACAAACAGCGGCAGGAGAUGAACAAGCGAAUCCAGCAGUACAACAAGGAGCAGCAAAACAUACAGCAGCUCAAGGCGCAACCUAACAAUAGCACGCCGUCGGUGCAGUCGCAGCAGUCACAGACCAAGUCGCAGUCGCAGCAGUCGCAGUCUCGGUCUCCAUCUGCCCAGCCACAGGUGGAGGCAGCAUAA